AGCUCUUCCGGGUCAUGCAGUCGUGUUUACGAAUAAACCGUGCAGCAUUACAUAAUCUCUCUUCGAUGGUGUAAUCAUUCGCUUUAGCCUGUUUUUACAGCUUACUGCGGUACUUUAUACAUGUAUAAUGGGUCCAAACAGGAUCUACAUCAGUGUGGGCUAUGCCACGUUCGGCAUGCUGGUGGGAUUUUCGGCGUUUAUCGUGUGGAAUGUGGUUUAUAAACAGCCAUGGACGGCGGCGACGGGCGGGUUAUCAGGCGUUCUGGCACUCUGGGCAUUGGUCACCCACAUUAUGUACAUUCAGGACUACUGGCGCACAUGGCUGAAAGGACUCAAGUUCUUCAUGUUUGUUAGUUCGGUCUUCUCCCUCCUGGCUGUUGCUGCUUUUGCCACCUUCAUAGCUUUAGCUGUUAUAGAAAAGCAGUCAAUAACUGACCCCAAGAGCUUCUAUCUAUCUGCCGUGUGGAGCUUCAUGACUCUUAAAUGGGCCUUCCUGCUGGGCAUGUACUCCCACCGUUACCACCAGGAGUUCGCUGACAUCAGCAUCCUCAGUGACUUUUGAUUGGCUCCUACAUCUGUAGUAGAUUUGUAGUUGCCAGACGGUGGCUUCACCUGCCAAUGUGGAGAUGGAAGAAAGGAUCGAUCUCUUUUUUAAAACCGUCUUACAGCCUCCUUGCUUUCACAGAAAGACUCAAAUCUCAAUCCUCCUUCCCUCAGAUCCAGGCCUAAUGUCUGUGAUCCGCUUCUUUCCUGUCUUUUUGAGUUAACUUGAGGUUUUACAUUGACAUGUUUCAAAUGAAGUGAGUAUACUAAGAUGUGGCAACUUCCCUCCAAAUGUCAGAUGUGAAAUGAAGGCUGUCCUUCACUGUCAGAAAAAACGUGCAAAAAUUGUAGAUUGUCAUUGGGACAGUAGACCUUGUCUCUACCUCUUUAAUAAGGGUGCAUAUUUGUUCCUGAGAGUGCUGAUGUUAUGCAUUCUUAGGGUAUUACUAUAAACCAUUUUUGGAGAAUGUGGUCCAAAAUGCACACUUUGAAGAGACGAAGUACAAUUUUUGCAAUUUUUCUUCUAAGAGUAUUAAAUGAGGUGUGAUGAAGGAUUUGCACAGCUUUAUCUGGUGGUCUCAGCCAGCGAUGGUGGAAUCGACUGAUUUAAUGUCGCUGUCGUUUUCAGACAUAGUGUUCUUUAUCAUUCGCCAUUGCAAUUGUUAUUGUUAUUUCUUUUUAAAUGUUGUUUAUACUGAGUUCUAUUUAUGAUAGGCUGUGUUUGGAUACUACCAUAAUAGUAAUUCUGCAGUAAGUAAUUUUUUAAAUUUAUUUAUUAAAAAGACGUCUCUUAUGUU
Carassius auratus (goldfish) is the source of this 1340-nucleotide messenger RNA. Its product is annotated as heme transporter hrg1-B. Gene Ontology annotation, molecular function: heme transmembrane transporter activity; heme binding. Gene Ontology annotation, cellular component: lysosomal membrane; plasma membrane. The coding region runs from base 128 to 562 and encodes 144 amino acids. Gene Ontology annotation, biological process: heme transport. The transcript has 3 exons. Lineage: Eukaryota; Metazoa; Chordata; Actinopteri; Cypriniformes; Cyprinidae. The record is from RefSeq and is a predicted model, not a curated record.